Molecule: messenger RNA, 13518 nt
Organism: Oncorhynchus kisutch (coho salmon)
Lineage: Eukaryota; Metazoa; Chordata; Actinopteri; Salmoniformes; Salmonidae
Product: disintegrin and metalloproteinase domain-containing protein 10-like
Exons: 16
Coding region: 116-2497 (793 amino acids)
Biological process (GO): Notch signaling pathway; membrane protein ectodomain proteolysis
Cellular component (GO): synaptic membrane; plasma membrane
Molecular function (GO): metalloendopeptidase activity involved in amyloid precursor protein catabolic process
Source: RefSeq, a predicted model, not a curated record
GAGAGGGAGGCGGGAGGCAAGGAAGAGGCGAAAGAGAGGAAGCUGGGAUAAACAUUGUCACAGAGUGAGUCUAAAGUAGGACAAUAAAGGGGAUCACGGUAUCAAUGCUCGAACAAUGGACUUAGCAGAUAUGUUCAUCGUCAAAUUCCUCUAUUUCAUCUACUUAAUAAAUUACACCCAAGGUUACCUUUAUGGAAACCGCCUGAACAAGUAUGUUCAUCACUAUGAGGGUCUCUCCUAUAACACCUAUGAGAUACAUGACAAGCACCUGAGAGCCAAGAGGGCCCUCCACCACCAAGACGCGUUUCUCCAUCUAGACUUCCAUGCACACGGAAGACACUUCAACCUGAGGAUGAAGAGAGACACCAGUCUGUUUGCGGAGGACCUGAAGGUGUCCGUAGGAGGCCAGGAGGUGAACUAUGACACCUCUCACAUUUACACAGGAGAAAUAUAUGGUGAAAAGGGCACACUGAGCCAUGGUUCGGUGGUGGAUGGCAAGUUCGAGGGCUUCAUCCAGACAUACCAGGGGAAGUUCUACGUAGAGCCAGCGGAGAGAUACCUGAAGGACCGGGACGUUCCCUUCCACUCCGUUAUCUACCACGAGGACGACAUCAACUAUCCCCAUAAGUAUGGUCCGGAGGGUGGCUGUGCCGACCACUCAGUGUUUGAGAGGAUGAAAACGUACCAAGCCACUGCCAUAGAGAAACCAGACAAGGGGCUCCAUUCUGAGGAGGUGUCCAGUGUUCCGGUGUUGCUGAGGAAGAGGAGGAUGGCUCAGAUAGAGAAGAACACCUGUCAGCUCUUCAUCCAGACAGACCACCUCUUCUUCAAGUACUACAAGACGAGGGAAGCUGUUAUCGCACAGAUUUCUAGUCACGUCAAGGCUAUAGAUGCCAUCUACCAGGGAACAGACUUCAUGGGCAUCCGCAACAUCAGCUUUAUGGUCAAGAGGAUACGGAUCAACACCACUACAGAUGAGAGGGACCGGUCCAACCCGUUCCGCUUCGCUAACAUCGGCGUGGAGAAGUUCCUGGAGCUGAACUCUGAGCAGAACCACGACGACUACUGUCUGGCCUACGUCUUCACUGACAGGGACUUUGAUGAUGGUGUCCUGGGCCUGGCCUGGGUCGGAGCUCCUGCAGGAAGUUCUGGAGGGAUCUGUGAGAAGAGUAAGCUGUACUCUGACGGGAAGAAGAAGUCCCUGAAUACCGGCAUCAUCACAGUGCAGAACUACGCCUCUCACGUCCCCCCUAAAGUCUCACACAUCACCUUCGCACAUGAAAUAGGACACAACUUUGGCUCGCCUCAUGACUCGGGGUCGGAGUGCACCCCGGGGGAGUCUAAGGCCCAGGAUAAGAAGGAGAAGGGGAACUACAUCAUGUACGCCCGAGCCACAUCAGGAGACAAACUCAACAACAACAAGUUCUCCGUCUGUAGUGUCAGGAACAUCAGCCAGGUCCUGGAGAAGAAGAGGGGAAGCUGCUUUGUCGAGUCAGGCCAGCCCAUCUGUGGUAAUGGGUUAGUGGAGCCAGGGGAGGAGUGUGACUGUGGAUACAGCGAUCAGUGCAGAGACCAGUGUUGCUAUGACGCCGGGCAGCCUGACAACAGGAAGUGUAAACUAAAACCCAACAAAGUCUGCAGUCCUAGCCAGGGCCUGUGCUGUACUCCUGAGUGCUUCUAUAAGGGUCGUAAUGAGAAGUGUCGUGAAGAGUCUGAGUGUGCCCAUCAGGGCAUGUGUAACGGGGGUACGGCCCAGUGCCCCACCUCUGAACCCAAGGCCAACUUCACCGCCUGCCACGGAGAGACUCAAGUCUGCCUCAACGGGGGCUGUUCUGGAUCCAUCUGUGAGAAGUAUGGUCUGGAGGUCUGUACCUGUGUCAGCGUGGAGGGCAAGGACGAGACUGACGAGCUGUGCCACGUCUGCUGUGGCGAGAAGAUGAACCCCAACACCUGCAGCAGUACAGGCUCAGAGAAACUGGCCCGGUUCUUCAAUAAGAAAAUCACCACGCUGCCUGCGGGGUCUCCCUGUAACGACUUCAAGGGCUACUGCGAUGUGUUCAUGAGGUGUCGGCUGGUGGACGCGGAUGGCCCUCUGGCCAGACUGAAGAAGGCCAUCUUCAACCCUGAGCUCUAUGAAAACAUUGCUGAGUGGAUAGUGGCUCACUGGUGGGCAGUGCUAUUGAUGGGUAUCGCUCUGAUCAUGCUGAUGGCUGGCUUCAUUAAGAUCUGUAGUGUCCACACUCCCUCCAGCAACCCCAAACUGCCCCCACCCAAACCACUACCAGGCACGUUGAAGAGGAGGAGAGCCCAGCAGCAGGCCAGGGAGGCCCAGGUGCACCAGUCCCAGUCGCACCAUGGAGGUGUCAGUCACGGCCAGCACCACCCUGUCUCUGGGGGCCAGCGGCAGCAGCCCUCACGCCAGCCCCAACCCCAGAGGCACCACCGCAGCCAGGGUCAGCCUAGAGAAAACUACCAGAUGGGCCAGAUGAGACGCUGAGCUGCUGAGACACUGGGGUUCGGGGUGGGGAACGCUGCUCCCUCCAUCACCUGCUCCUUGCCUUGGCUCCUCCUUGUGCCUAUUUAUGUCGCUGCUGGGAUUGAGAUUUGAACCCAUUUGUUGGUAUUUGAUUGAACCCAUGUCUCCAGGGUGGAAAUCCCACAUCCUCACCAUUUAAACCUAGAGGAUAUUCUUAGAUGUUUUAUGAUUUAGGACAGGUGGAAUUGAGGGAAAGAAAAGGGAACAACACCUUUUAGUUUUUACACACUUUUUUAGCAUGUCCUGUUUAUCUAAUGGUUUACACCUAACAGUGGGAUAAAACAUGUGCUUCACUCCACCCAAAGAACAGCCUAAACUGGUUGUUUAUACCAUCCCCAUACGUCAGACCCUCCAUCUACAAACAGACAAACAGGACGGAGUUGAGAAAGCUCAAAGACCCCCUCCAACGCCCACCACUGGAGCUGCAGCACAGCUGACAUCUUUAAAUAAAGACUUCCUCCAACGACCACUACUAGAGCUGCAGCACAGCUGACAUCUUUAAAUAAAGACUUCCUCCAACGACCACUACUAGAGCUGCAGCACAGCUGACAUCUUUAAAUAAAGACUUCCUCCAACGACCACUACUAGAGCUGCAGCACAGCUGACAUCUUUAAAUAAAGACUUCCUCCAAUGACCACUACUAGAGCUACAGCACAGCUGACAUCUUUAAAUAAAGACCUCCUCCAACGCCCACCACUGGAGCUGCAGCACAGCUGACAUCUUUAAAUAAAGACCCCCUCCAACAACCACCACUAGAGCUGCAGCACAGCUGACAUCUUUAAAUAAAGACUUCCUCCAACGACCACUACUAGAGCUGCAGCACAGCUGACAUCUUUAAAUAAAGACUUCCUCCAACGACCACUACUAGAGCUGCAGCACAGCUGACAUCUUUAAAUAAAGACUUCCUCCAACGACCACUACUAGAGCUGCAGCACAGCUGACAUCUUUAAAUAAAGACUUCCUCCAACGACCACCACUGGAGCUGCAGCACAGCUGACAUCUUUAAAUAAAGACCCCCUCCAACAACCACCACUAGAGCUGCAGCACAGCUGACAUCUUCAAAUAAAGACCCCCUCCAACGACCACCACUAGAGCUGCAGCACAGCUGACAUCUUCAAAUAAAGACCUCCUCCAACGACCACCACUAGAGCUGCAGUACAGCUGACAUCUUCAAAUAACCACCACUAGAGCUGCAGCACCGCUGACCUCUUCAAAUAACCACCACUAGAGCUGCAGCACAGCUGACAUCUUUAAAUAAAGACCCCCUCCAACAACCACCACUAGAGCUGCAGCACAGCUGACAUCUUUAAAUAAAGACUUCCUCCAACGACCACCACUGGAGCUGCAGCACAGCUGACAUCUUUAAAUAAAGACCCCCUCCAACGACCACCACUAGAGCUGCAGCACAGCUGACAUCUUUAAAUAAAGACCCCCUCCAACGACCACCACUAGAGCUGCAGCACAGCUGACCUCUUCAAAUAACCACCACUAGAGCUGCAGCACCGCUGACAUCUUCAAAUAAAGACCCCCUCCAACGACCACCACUAGAGCUGCAGUACAGCUGACAUCUUCAAAUAACCACCACUAGAGCUGCAGCACAGCUGACAUCUUUAAAUAAAGACCCCCUCCAACAACCACCACUAGAGCUGCAGCACAGCUGACAUCUUUAAAUAAAGACUUCCUCCAACGACCACCACUGGAGCUGCAGCACAGCUGACAUCUUUAAAUAAAGACUCCCUCCAACGACCACCACUAGAGCUGCAGCACAGCUGACCUCUUCAAAUAACCACCACUAGAGCUGCAGCACCGCUGACAUCUUCAAAUAAAGACCCCCUCCAACGACCACCACUAGAGCUGCAGCACAGCUGACAUCUUCAAAUAAAGACCUCCUCCAACGACCACCACUAGAGCUGCAGCACCGCUGACCUCUUCAAAUAACCACCACUAGAGCUGCAGCACAGCUGACAUCUUUAAAUAAAGACCCCCUCCAACAACCACCACUAGAGCUGCAGCACAGCUGACAUCUUUAAAUAAAGACUUCCUCCAACGACCACCACUGGAGCUGCAGCACAGCUGACAUCUUUAAAUAAAGACCCCCUCCAACGACCACCACUAGAGCUGCAGCACAGCUGACCUCUUCAAAUAACCACCACUAGAGCUGCAGCACCGCUGACAUCUUCAAAUAAAGACCCCCUCCAACGACCACCACUAGAGCUGCAGCACAGCUGACAUCUUCAAAUAAAGACCUCCUCCAACGACCACCACUAGAGCUGCAGUACAGCUGACAUCUUCAAAUAACCACCACUAGAGCUGCAGCACAGCUGACAUCUUCAAAUAAAGACCUCCUCCAACGACCACCACUAGAGCUGCAGCACCGCUGACCUCUUCAUAAAGACCUCCUCCAACGACCACCACUAGACAUCUUCAGUCUUCAUCCAGCUGUUUUCUGGGGCUCCACCUUUUUGAGUGAGAUCUGACAUUUUGUCAUUCUGUGGAGUGGAAGUGACCAACAGCCAUUGCAGUGUGGAGUGGAAGUGACCAUCAGCAUUGCAGUGUGGAGUGGAAGUGACCAUCAGCCGUUGCAGUGUGGAGUGGAAGUGACCAUCAGCCGUUGCAGUGUGGAGUGGAAGUGACCAUCAGCCGUUGCAGUGUGGAGUGGAAGUGACCAUCAGCCGUUGCAGUGUGGAGUGGAAGUGACCAUCAGCCGUUGCAGUGUGGAGUGGAAGUGACCAUCAGCCGUUGCAGUGUGGAGUGGAAGUGACCAUCAGCCGUUGCAGUGUGGAGUGGAAGUGACCAUCAGCCGUUGCAGUGUGGAGUGGAAGUGACCAUCAGCCGUUGCAGUGUGGAGUGGAAGUGACCAUCAGCCGUUGCAGUGUGGAGUGGAAGUGACCAUCAGCCGUUGCAGUGUGGAGUGGAAGUGACCAUCAGCCGUUGCAGUGUGGAGUGGAAGUGACCAUCAGCCGUUGCAGUGUGGAGUGGAAGUGACCAUCAGCCGUUGCAGUGUGGAGUGGAAGUGACCAUCAGCCGUUGCAGUGUGGAGUGGAAGUGACCAUCAGCCGUUGCAGUGUGGAGUGGAAGUGACCAUCAGCCGUUGCAGUGUGGAGUGGAAGUGACCAUCAGCCGUUGCAGUGUGGAGUGGAAGUGACCAUCAGCCGUUGCAGUGUGGAGUGGAAGUGACCAUCAGCCGUUGCAGUGUGGAGUGGAAGUGACCAUCAGCCGUUGCAGUGUGGAGUGGAAGUGACCAUCAGCCGUUGCAGUGUGGAGUGGAAGUGACCAUCAGCCGUUGCAGUGUGGAGUGGAAGUGACCAUCAGCCGUUGCAGUGUGGAGUGGAAGUGACCAUCAGCCGUUGCAGUGUGGAGUGGAAGUGACCAUCAGCCGUUGCAGUGUGGAGUGGAAGUGACCAUCAGCCGUUGCAGUGUGGAGUGGAAGUGACCAUCAGCCGUUGCAGUGUGGAGUGGAAGUGACCAUCAGCCGUUGCAGUGUGGAGUGGAAGUGACCAUCAGCCGUUGCAGUGUGGAGUGGAAGUGACCAUCAGCCGUUGCAGUGUGGAGUGGAAGUGACCAUCAGCAUUGCAGUGUGGAGUGGAAGUGACCAUCAGCAUUGCAGUGUGGAGUGGAAGUUCAUUUAUUUGAAUAGAGUUCCAAGGAGUGGAGGAAUGGUUCCAUCACAUGUAGCUUUAGUUGUGUGGUUUUUUUCUUUCUUUCCAUUUGCAAAGUCCCUCCUCCUGAGUGAGAACACACAUAUGUUCCAAGGCUCCUGGUUGGUUGAAAUGUUUUGUCAGCCAUUUUAGCCAGUAAUGAAAGAGAUUUGCUGGACUUGUGAUUAUGACACAACGUUUCAAACUCAACAGCAAAAAGACACAAGGCUCUUCUCUUUGUUUCUCCAUGCAGACUCUCAGAGACAGUCUGACUGACUGUCUCUGACUGACUGUCUGUCUGUAAAGAUUUUCAGUGUAACAUAACAUGAGUGAAAAAACAACUAUUUCUUCUACUGUAAAUGUACAUAUGAUUCUUUACUGAUUUUGGUUAGUACUGUACUCUCAGGACAGUAACACAAAUGAAGAUAUCUGGAAGGGUGUAUGGGUAAGUUCUGUGGACUGGACACUGAAGUUGGGAAUUUUAACAGCAUUUCAGCAAUCACGUUCUUGUUUUGCUGCAAUCAUGGAAUCCUAUGGAUGGAAUUCUCAUGGUGUUUAGAUUCCUGAGGUUCCAGAGGUAGAACAUAAGGUCACCACCAUAUCUCACCUUUGACCUUUUGUGACGUUCAAGAGCUCCCUCAUCUCUUCAUCUGGUAUUUUUGCUAAUAACUUGUUGUGGUUGUGACGUGAUGGGAAGUUCACUUAGUUUUUAAACACUUUUUUGGUUUUGUCCCAGUUUGUUUUGUAUAUAUAUACACGUUUUGAUGCAGUAGAAUGAAUAGAACAAAGAACCACUAAUUAAAAGCUGAUUCUGUCACGUCACUGACGGCAGGCUAAGCUAAGCUUGGCAUAGGGUCCAUCCAAAAUAGCACCCUAUUCCCUAUUUAUCCCUGGUCCAAACUAGUGCACUAUGUAUAGUUGAAGUCGGAAGUUUACAUACACUUAGGUUGGAGUCAUUAAAACUCGUUUUUCAACCAUUCCACAAAUUUCUUGUUAACAAACUAGUUUUGGUAAGUCGGUUAGGACAUCAACUUUGUGCAUGACGCAAGUCAUUUUUCCAACAAUUGUUUACAGACAGAUUAUUUCACUUAUAAUUCACUGUAUCGCAAUUCCAGUGGGUCAGAAGUUUAGAUACACCAAGUUGACUGUGCCUUUAAACAGCUUGGAAAAUUCCAGAAAAUGAUGUCAUGUCUUUAGAAGCUUCUGAUAGCCUAAUUGACAUCAUUUGAGUCAAUUGGAGGUGUACCUGUGGAUGUAUUUCAAGGCCUACCUUCAAACUCAGUGCCUCUUUGCUUGACAUCAUGGGAAAAUCUAAAUAAAUCUGCCAAGACCUCAGAAAAUAAAUUGUAGACCUCCAAGUCUGGCUCAUCCUUGGGAGCAAUUUCCAAACACCAGAAGGUACCACGUUCAUCUGUACAAACAAUAGUACGCAAGUAUAAACACCAUGAGACCACACAGCCGUCAUACCACUCAGGAAGGAGACGCGUUCUGUCUUCUAGAGAUGAACGUACCUUGGGGCGAAAAGUUCAAAUCAAUCCCAGAACAACAGCAAAGGACCUUGUGAAGAUGCUGGAGGAAACGGGUACAAAAGUAUCUAUAUCCACAGUAAAAACGAGUCCUAUAUCGACAUAACCUGAAAGGUCACUCUGCAAGGAAGAAGCCACUGCUCCAAAACUGCCAUAAAAAAGCCAGAGGUUUGCAACUGAACAUGGGAACAAAGAUUGUACUUUUUAGAGAAAUGCCCUCUGGUCUGAUGAAAUAUAAAUGUAACUGUUUGGCCAUAAUGACCAUCGUUAUGUUUGGAGGAAAAAGGGGGAGGCUUACAAGCCGAAGAACACCAUCCCAACCGUGAAGCAUGGGGGUGGCAGCAUCAUGUUGUGGGGGUGCUUUGCUGCAAGAGGGAUUGGUGCAUUCCACAAAAUAGAUCGCAUCAUGAGGCAGGAAAAUUAUGUGGAUAUAUGUCACGACAGUAGGUAUCCUACGCACAUACUUCCACACAAAACAGUAGGUGAGUUUUAUCUCCAUAGUUCUUACCACUGUGUAUCACUGCCUAGCCGACAGUUCCAUUCCCCCGAGAUUAGGGAAACCUUGAGAAGUACUCCCUGUCCUCUCAUAGGUUCCUCCGAGGCCUAGCCAGGUCGGUUCAAACACAGUUUAACUGUUCUCUGUAUCUGUCUUUCAAAUCCUGAGCUAGGCCUUGCUCAGAUCUGACUAAAACUACACACAUCAUCAGAUUAUAAUUUUAUGAUUCUAAUCAAUUUCAUAAGGUGUAGUGGAAUUAUUUAAUCAUUAUCUUUCAACAUUUAAAUUAUUUUAACAAUAUAUUUGAAGCAACAUCUCAAGACAACAGUCAGGAAGUUAAAGCUUGGUCGUAAAUGGGUCUUCCAAAUGGACAAUGACCCCAAGCAUACUUCCAAAGUUGUGGCAAAAUGACUUAAGGACAACGAAGUCAAGGUAUUGGAGUGGCCGUAAUAAAGCCCUGACCUCAAUCCUAUAGACAAUUUGUGGGCAGAACUGAAAAAGCAUUUGCGAGCAAGGAGGCCUACAAACCUGACUCCGUUACACCAGCUCUGUCAGGAGGAAUGGGCCAAAAUUCACCCAAUAAAUUGUUGGAAGCUUGUGGAAGGCUACCUGAAACAUUUGACCCAAGUUAAACCAUUUAAAGGCAAUGCUACCAAAUAUUAAUUGAGUGUAUGUAAACUUCUGACCACUGGGAACGUGAUGCUGAAAUAAAUCAGCUAUGAUUCUGACAUUUCACAUUCUUAAAAUAAAGUGGUGAUCCUAACUGACCUAAAAGACAGGGCAUUUUUACUAGGAUUAAAUGUCAGGAAUUGUGGAAAAAACGAGUUUAAAUGUAUUUGGCUAAGGUGUAUAUAAACUUCCGAUUUAAACUGUAGGUGUUAGGGUGCCAUUUCGUAUGUACACUUACUUUAGUAUAAAGAGGUUAUUAAAGACGGAUUUCUAGGUUUACGUGAGUGUGGAAAUGCAUCGAAAAUCAAUUCCAAUAUGGAAGAAACAAAAAGUUAAUUUUCAGAUCAAAAGCCUGACAAUGUACAACGUGGCCGUGCAGUCAUGUUUUUCAAAUUUUUUUUUAUUUAAAUGUGACCAUUGUUGAUUGACUGUACUAGGCUGUAAGGUGUGUAAUAUAUAUUUUUUGUCUGUUACACAAUUAAUCAUAACUGAUUAUGUUCCUAUGAUUGCUGGGGGUUGAUUUUAGUUCGGUAUUUUAGAUUUUAGUUCGGUAUUUUAGAUUUUAGUUCGGUAUUUUUAGAUUUUAGUUCGGUAUUUUAGAUUUUAGUUCGGUAUUUUAGAUUUUAGUUCGGUAUUUUAGAUUUUAGUUCGGUAUUUUAGAUUUUAGUUCGGUAUUUUAGAUUUUAGUUCGGUAUUUUAGAUUUUAGUUCGGUAUUUUAGAUUUUAGUUCGGUAUUUUAGAUUUUAGUUCGGUAUUUUAACCACAACAAACAGGAGAUAUUCAUAUUCUAAUUGUCCACUAUGACAUAACACUUUGCUUAGAGCUUGUUCCUAGAUUGAAAGGUUCAUUUUUCCCCCCCCCAUGCAUUCAUCACUUGCCCUGUAAAGAAAUGUGUGUGUGGAUGAUUGGGUUGUGUUGAUUUGGGCACCAAACGGAAGAAAACAGAAUGCGACGGUGGAAGGACUACCUGGGAUCUUCCAAUAAGAAACGUGUUCCAAAAAAUUGAUUUUAAAACGUUUUUUUUUUCUUCAUCUUUUUGUUGUUGAUGUGUGCCCUAAUGACAUAACCCUGUUCUGUUAAAAGACUGUGUCCCCUACAGAGAUGAGUGUCUUUGUGACCCUUUACAUUAGUUAACAUGAGUGUUGUUGUGCCAUACUUUAUGAACAAGUCUUUUAUAUAUUUUCUUAUCUUUACUUUUAUGUAGGAAAAGCCAGUAGGAAGGUCUCUAAAAGCUAUGCACUAGUUUGAAUGGACAAAUGGAAGACUCAUAGCACAAACCGUCCUGGGACCGGGCUGUCUAACUCCUCUAGUGUAGUUGUCAUGCCAAAACAGUCAUUUUGACUUUGACUGACCAUAGAAGUUGGUCGUGUACCUCUGCUCGGACGUUGCAGACGAAUGCCAGAUCUUACAAAGCCUGGAUAUAUAUUUUAAGUACGAACUAUAACCACAUCAUAUGUUAUAGCAGCUGGUGCCUGACGACACAGUCAGUGAUGUGGUACGUAACCAUUGAAGAAAGAGGAGCGUAGGAGACUGGUAGUGGGACUGUUUGACCUCCGGUGUUUUGACCUCUGCCCUUAAUACUACAAAGGACUAGGUUGAUUUUAGAUCAGGGAUGGGCAACUUUGAUGGGGGGGUGGGAGCCACAUAAUGUAAACUCAUCAUGAGGGGUGGCAGUGGCUCUCUGGUCUGUGUACCCACACUCAAACCCAUAUUCGCGCAGUCCGAGCCAGCCCUAGCCUUUUUGGGUCCCUAAGUGAAAUUUUGUUUUGCGAGCAAAACAUAUUAGCGCCCACCGGGUCCCCCACUUGACAGCAGAGAUAAAAAAAAAAUAGUUUUAGAGUUAAUUUCCUGCAAUACUUCACAUUGUGCGAUGGGGCGUAGAUGAUGUUGCCGUUUUUUAAAGCACUACCCACGGAGUUUGUUGUUUUACUACGGCGCGCGACAUGGUUCAAUUUCAAUGUACCAGUUAAUCAGCUAAAUCUACUUUUUCAUUUUUUUUUUUGCAUGGUUUCAAAUUGGAGCUAGAAUUAGGAUCGUGUAUAUUGUGCUAACGCUGAUACAUAAAAAUAGUAAUGUUAGAGAGUCACUUUAACAUACUUUAACAAACUUUAACAAACGAGGCAUUUGUGGUUAUGUACAUGGGGGUCGCCAUCGUUAUGCACCAUUCCUGUUUCCUGCAAUUCUGCUCAUUUUGCCAUAGGGUGGAGAGAAAUGUUGCCAUUUUAAAUAUGAUAUCUGAGUGAGAGGUAAUUUACCGCGACGGUAAUUUGACCAUGGCUAGAUUUAUUUUGGUGCCAUGGGCUAAUUGAGUGACUGACAUAACAAGAGAGGAACUGCUGAUACAAAACCACAUUUAGAAAUGGGACCUUGUGUAUUCUACCAUUUUGUGUGUGUGUGUGUGUGUGUGUGUGUGGGGGGGGGGGGUUGAUCUGAGGUGCCCGUCCCUGGCCUAGAUCAUGUAAACAGCUUCAAAGCUAACUGACUUGCUUUCCUUUUCUGGGUCAUGAUCACAUGUACUCUUUUCACACUAUCGUGCAGACUCCAACCGUACUGUUUUGGGUCAGAACUGUUAUUUUCAGCCUAUCGUGCAGACUUCAACCGUUCUGGUUCAGAACUGUUAUUUUCACAUUGUCCUUUCCAGCCCGGUUCCAGCAACAAUGGUGGAUGUGUAACCAGGCCAGGGCAGUAUAUCUGGCGUUGGCUUGGCUUGGCUCGGUUCAGCUUGGUUGUGUGAAAACAGGUCAUGGGCUCUGUAGGGGACUUUCUCACAUUGAAUCUCAUCAUGGACUUUUUCUGUAGAAAAUGAAGCAGUUUUAAAAACCAUACUACUGGCUAGUACACUCACAGUACUCUCACAGUACUCUCACAGUACACACACAGUACUCUCACAGUACUCUCACAGUACACACACAGUACACACACAGUACUCUCACAGUACACACACAGUACUCUCACAGUACUCUCACUACUUGGGAGGAUUUCGUUUUUAUUUGAAGAUUUAAACAAUAGAAUUUCGAUACGUCUGUUACUUUCUUUUUUGUUGUUGUUAUAAAUCCAGAGAAACUGUUCAGAGAUGUUCAUACACUAUAUAUACAACAGGAUGUGGACCCCCCCCCUCUCCCUUCAAAUGUGUGGUUUUGGGUAUUUCAGUCUGUUUGGGGUAGGCCCUUUUCCUGUUUCAGCAAUGCGAGGAGGUUCAUACUGAAAUAAUUGUCGAGAUCGGUGUGGAAUAACUUAACUGGCCUGCACAGAGCCCUGACCUUAACCCCAUCGAACAUCUUUUGGGAUGAACACCGACUACGAGCCAGGCCUAAUCCCCAAACAUCAGUGCCCAACCUCACUAAUGCUCGUGGGCUGAAUAGAAGUCCUCGCACCAAUGUUCCAACAUCUAGUGGAAAACCUUCCCAGAAAGGUGGAUGCUGUUGUAGCAGCAAAGAAGGUCCCAGGUCCAUAUUAAUGCCCAUGAUUUUAGAAUGACAUGUUCAACGAUGUCCACAUACUCAGGUGUCCACAUACUUUUGGCCAUGUAGUGUAUGUGAUAAAUCCUCCCUUUCUCAAUAACAAUUGAUUUGAAGGGUACUUAUAUAUAUAUAUAUAAUAAUAAUUACAUAACAUUCAUCAAUCAUAAGCACACAUUCAUAUUACACACUGCUUAUGAAUGUUAUACGGUCCUUUUUAUUUAGGUACCCUUCAAAUAAAAGUGUUAUCAACCUUUUUGAGUUAUUUAUGUUCUUAUCUAUGCUAAUUGAAAUGAGAUUCAUUUUAAAUAUUUGUACUGUUUUUUUUUCGUUUUUUUCUCCAUCAUGAAAAUGUUUAAAACAAUUAAUUGUGAUGGACUAACUGUCAAUUCGUAAAUUCGCUCUGGCUAUCUACUCCGAUUUCAGAGCACUCUGAGUGUGUCAGGGCACAGAAUAACUGCUGAAAUGCCCGUGUUAGUAAACGUCAGCCAAAAAGCGUGAUUCAAUCUGUCACCAACGCUCUGGAUCACGUGAAAAAAAGCCUAACCAGCUCUGCUAGGGCGAGUAAAAUGGUCAGAGUGAGCUGUUCUCUCAUUUGUGUCUGGAAGUAGCUAGCUAAUUUUAGCUGGUUAGCUUGUGUGCUUGACUGCCGUUGUGAGGCCAGAACGAUCGGAUCAUUCCUACUCCUCGGCCAGAUGUGCGCUCGCUCUGAACGCUCCGUGAGCGAAACGCUCUCAAUUUACGGACGCUCAGAGUGGCGCUCUCUGCCACUCCAGAGUGAAUUUACAAACGCAUCCUAAAAUCUUUCAUUCAUUGUGUCUGUUCUCUUGUGCAUGGUUUGGAUUAGAAGAACAACCACACAAGAUCUAAUGCCAGAAAAAUUUACUUUAUUUUUUAUUUUGUAAUCUUCAUGGGUAAAAAAAAAGAGAAGUUUCUAGAUAUAAAACAUGCACUGAAAUGUCAAAUUGAGUUGAAUAUGUUGUAGGUGAAAUGAUGUAGACCGAAAGAACACAAGAUGAUAAAAAAGUUUAAAACUGUCUGAUUUUAAUGUUCACUGUGUUUUAUACAGUAUCAAAAAAUGUUGUUCACUUUGAACAUUUUUACUAAAAAAUUUCAAAAAAUGUAUUGUGCAAAGAGAUGUAAUUUUUUGGAGUACUUGAAAUGCAUUAAUUAAAAGACUCGUUCAAAAUAAACC